This is a messenger RNA of Drosophila busckii, 891 nucleotides long. RefSeq lists its product as uncharacterized. The coding region runs from base 1 to 891 and encodes 296 amino acids. The transcript is spliced from 2 exons. The record is from RefSeq and is a predicted model, not a curated record. Lineage: Eukaryota; Metazoa; Arthropoda; Insecta; Diptera; Drosophilidae.
AUGCAGGCCCAGGCAAAUGGCCUCGAUGCGCGCUUCAAUCUUGCGGCUUCCGCACCACAACAGCAGCCACAGCGGCAAGCGCAACCGCUGGAGGUAAAUCUCAAUGCCUGGCAGCCUUUUGCGGGCCACAACAAUUGGCUGAUACUACAGGCGACGGCAGCAACAUCGGUGCAGCGGAAACAGGAGCAGGCUCAACGACUUCCUGUCAAUUACUACGCCUACAAUCAUCGCUAUAGUGCUGGCGAUGCCGCAGGAAAUUACCAGCAGCUGCAAAGCAAUCCAGGUGAAAGUGAUCAGCGCAGCUAUUUACUAGCUAUGGGUCGGGCUGCGGGAGCUCUCAGGCUUGCAACGGAAGCUAAUAUGCGUGCCAAGCCGGAAACACGUGACAGCGACAACAUUGGGACUGCCACUCCAAAUGCAGAUAAAAAAGUCAUGAGCGGCGCAUCCUUGUUGGCGCCAUUCGAACAUGCACUGGGGCAGGUACGCAGCUUCUGCGACACGCUGCGUAGUCUCAUUAGCCUGGACAGCGUGCCCGAUGAGCAUUCACUGUCAUCAGAUAGCGAUGAAAAUACUUUGGCAGCCACAGCAACAGCAACAGAAAACAUAUCAGAGGAAGUUCAAGGUCGUUACAGUCGUCUGGCGCUGACUGCCGAGAGCCGCAAGCUGAAAAAGCUAAAAAAGAAAAUACAAAAACUGUUUUUCCCGCUGCUUAUUGCCUAUAAACUAAAAUUUCUAACACUCAUACCAGUGCUCAUUGGCGGCCUAACACUGCUGGUGGGCACCACCGGCCUGGCAGGCUUCUUCUUUGCGCUAUUUACGGCCGUAAUGAGCCUCAAGACAUCCACAGGUGGUGGGCAUGGCAGCAAAGCCAUUGUACUGAAAAAACUUUGA